GUUAUACACAUACAAACAUAAGUAGAUACAUUGAAAAGGCUCGGCAACUAAAUAUUCUUAUCUUUGUUUUCACGUAACGAUAAACAUUAAUGAAAAAAUAAUUAGUUAUUGCGGUAUUUAGUUGCUAGUAGGACGUAAUGGCGUAUUCAAAUAAAUUGAGUAAGAUUUGCACGUCAUUAAAUCUCAGUUAUGGAGUUAGAUUUAAUCAUGCCCAGAAACUCAAAUCAGAUUUACAACGGCGGCACAUUGAUAAAGUACUUAUAGCGAACAGAGGAGAAAUAGCUUGUAGGGUUAUGAGAACUGCCAAAAAAUUGGGAAUAAAAACAGUUGCCGUGUAUUCUGAUGUUGAUAAACAUGCAAUGCAUGUUGAAAUGGCUGAUGAGGCAUAUAACAUUGGACCUGCACCAUCCUCUCAAAGCUAUUUAAAUGCAUCAAAGAUUCUAGAAGUAGCAAAAAAGUCUAAUAGCCAAGCUAUUCACCCCGGCUAUGGAUUUCUGUCAGAAAAUUUUGAGUUUUGUGAAAAAUGUGCAUGUGAAGGUGUUAUCUUUAUAGGUCCUCCACCUGCUGCCAUAAGAGACAUGGGUAUCAAGAGCACAUCAAAAGCAAUAAUGUCGAGUGCAGGUGUGCCUAUAGUGAAGGGUUAUCAUGGAGAUAACCAGAGCAUUGAAAAAUUACAAGCCGAAGCUAAAAGAAUUGGCUUUCCACUAAUGAUAAAAGCUGUUAGAGGAGGAGGAGGAAAGGGUAUGAGAAUUGCUAUGACUGAAUCAGAUUUCUUGCCUCAAUUAGAGUCAGCAAAGAGAGAAUCUCAAAAAUCUUUUGGUGACGAUAAUAUGCUUCUAGAACAAUAUAUUACUGACCCUCGGCACGUGGAAGUACAGGUAUUUGCUGAUAUGCAUGGAAACGCAGUCCAUUUAUUUGAGAGGGACUGCUCUGUUCAGAGACGUCAUCAGAAAAUUAUUGAAGAGGCACCAGCACCUGGUAUUUCAGAGGAAACACGUAAAGCCAUAGGUGAGGCAGCCGUACGCGCAGCCAAAGCAGUCGGCUAUGUGGGUGCAGGCACCGUGGAAUUUAUCCUCCACCGAGUUACACAUGAAUUUCAUUUUAUGGAGAUGAACACGAGAUUGCAAGUAGAACAUCCAAUUACUGAAAUGAUUACCGGUACCGACUUAGUGGAAUGGCAACUAAGAGUGGCAGCUGGCGAGCCUCUCCCAGUGACGCAAGAGGAUAUAGUCCGACGAGGACACGCCGUAGAGUGCAGGAUAUAUGCCGAAGAACCGAGGGCCGGUUUCCUUCCUCGUGCCGGUACAUUACACAGACUGACACAACCAACGCCUGAGGAACAUGUCCGGGUAGAAACUGGUGUCAGGGAAGGACAAGAAGUCUCCGUUCACUAUGACCCUAUGAUUGCUAAACUUGUAGUAUGGGGUAAAGAUCGUAACGAAGCACUCGCCAAAACUAGACAGAAACUCUCUGAAUACCAAGUAGCGGGUCUAGAAACGAACGUGAACUUCCUGUUGCGGCUGAGCGGCGCGGGCGCGUUCGUGUCGGGCGACGUGCACACCGCCUUCAUCGCGCAGCACGGGGCCGAGCUGUUCCCGCCGAGCGACGCGCAGCUGGGCGCCGAGCGCGCCGUGCAGGCUGCACUGGGAUAUUUAAUAAAAUCUCAAAUUGAAGUUACUUCAAACGACUCAUGGAAGGGAAUCUCUGUAGCUCCAAAUGCAUGGAGACCGAAUUAUAAUUUAGAAAAGACUGUGAAUUUGAAGUUUAAUGACAACGAAACGAAAGUAACGGUUAAGUUUGACAAUGCCCCUAACACUUACCUGGUAAAAGUGAACAAUGGAGAGUUUAAAUCUGUUGAGGCUCAUGUAAAGUCGACUGAACAAGGACUAAGACUGAUUUGUAAAAUUGAUGACAAAACGACCAACGUUGGCUUACUGACGCACGACAAUGAAGUACAUGUUUAUGAUCAGUAUGGUCAGACAGUCGUAAAUCUACCGCGUCCCAAGUACCAAGAACUAUCUGGAGCUGAUGCAACGGCCUCGGCGGACAGCGCCAGUUCCCCGACACCGGGGGUGCUCGAGAGGGUACUGGUUAAUAAAGGCGAUAAGGUGGUGAAAGGGCAGCCGCUGUUCGUAGUGAUUGCUAUGAAGAUGGAGUAUGUCGUGCGGUCACCGAGAGAUGGCGUUGUAGCCGAAAUAGCCUCUUUCAAUCUAGGAGACUCCGUCGGCAAGGGCGCUCAAGUCGUUUUACUUCAAGGCGAGAAUUAGGUUUAUUUAAGUAUAUCUACAUAUGAUUUAGUAAAAACGCAACGUGGACUGGAUAUCAUAAUUUAUUUGUUAAUAAGAGUAUUAGUUUUCAAAAUAUGACAUACACAAAUUUAUAAAUAAAUAUUAUAUAUAAAUUUAUAUUUUUUGUCUAUGAAAUAUCUAAUUGCGUUGAAGUGUUCCUUAAACGAUUAUUAAGAUAUGAUAUAAUUAAUAUAUACUUUAUACAGUAAUAUAAUUAUAUAUCUUCAAUGAUAUAUUUUUUUCCUUUUUUUUUUGCUUAGUGCUUAUAUAAAAAGUUUAAGUGAUUUUAGUAGUUUUUUGUUUUUGUAUGUUGGUUGUUUAGUUAGUAGUUUCUAAACUUCUAUACGUUUUGAUAUUCAUAUUUUUUCUAAUUUUAUAAUACACAACACACUGUAUUAUAACUGGACAUUGUAUUGUUGUACUUUGUAUUUUUGACCAAAUAAAUUAUACUUUUUU
Messenger RNA from Melitaea cinxia (Glanville fritillary), 2744 nucleotides. It is a transcript of the gene Mccc1, whose product is annotated as methylcrotonoyl-CoA carboxylase subunit alpha, mitochondrial. The record is from RefSeq and is a predicted model, not a curated record. Gene Ontology annotation, molecular function: metal ion binding; methylcrotonoyl-CoA carboxylase activity; ATP binding. The transcript has 14 exons. Gene Ontology annotation, cellular component: mitochondrion. The coding region runs from base 138 to 2267 and encodes 709 amino acids. Lineage: Eukaryota; Metazoa; Arthropoda; Insecta; Lepidoptera; Nymphalidae.